This is a messenger RNA of Colletotrichum spaethianum, 1809 nucleotides long. Its product is annotated as efflux pump atB. The record is from RefSeq and is a predicted model, not a curated record. Gene Ontology annotation, molecular function: transmembrane transporter activity. The coding region runs from base 1 to 1809 and encodes 602 amino acids. Gene Ontology annotation, biological process: transmembrane transport. The transcript is spliced from 5 exons. Gene Ontology annotation, cellular component: membrane. NCBI's taxonomy places the organism in Eukaryota, Fungi, Ascomycota, Sordariomycetes, Glomerellales, Glomerellaceae.
AUGACGGGCGACAUCGAGAAGGCCGAGAGCCAGUCGUCCAAUCCCGACAAUGACAGCGCAACGGUCCACGACGACCCGGGCUUUGAGCCCAUCCGCACGGGCGCCCGCAGCGGCACACGAUCCAUCCGUCAUUCGCGGUCCCUCAGCCGGCCGCGGUCGCACAACGGCUACAGUUGUGAUGACUACCACCAUAGCGACGACAGCCCGCAAAGAGAAGCGGCCGAAAAGGAGGACCCCUACGAGGUGAGCUUCGACGGCGGCGACAGCGAUCCCUUGUGCCCUCGCAGCAUGGGCAAGUUCAGGAAGUGGGUGAUCGUAUCCAUCGUAUCAUGCGCCAGUUUUUGCGUCACCGCCGCAAGUUCCAUCUACACAUCGACCUACAGCCAGAUGGAUGCAGAGUUCGGCAACUCCCGUAUCGUAGCGACCAUCGGCCUGUCGACUUUCGUCCUUGGCAUCAGCCUGGGUCCCAUGUUCCUCAGUCCGCUCAGCGAGUUCUAUGGCCGCCGGCCCAUCUACAUCGUCUCCUGGACCAUGUAUGUCAUCUGGAUCAUCCCGUCGGCCGUCGCCAAGAACAUUGCGACCAUGAUCAUCGCCCGCUUCCUCGACGGCCUGUCGGGCAGCGCCUUCUUGGCCGUGUCCGGUGGCACCGUCAGUGAUCUGUUUACCCGCCAAGAGCUUCAAGCCCCCAUGCUCAUGUACUCGCUCGCUCCCUUCAUCGGACCGUGCAUCGGCCCGCUGAUUGGCGGCUUCAUCAACUACAACGUUAACUGGAGAUGGACCUACUACGUGUUGAUCAUGUGGGCCUUUGCGCUGCUGGUCGCCAUUGUCUUGUUCGUGCCUGAGACUUAUCAUCCGAUCGUCCUUCGAACUAAGGCACGCAAGAUCCGAAAAGAGACAGGUGACGAGCGCUGGAAGGCCCCGGUCGAGAAGAUGACAAAGUCCGUCAUCAAGACCAUCGGCAUCUCGCUGAUGCGGCCCUUCCAGCUGCUCUUCUUCGAGCCCAUGGUCCUCAACCUCGACAUCUUCUCGGCCAUUCUCCUGGGUAUCUUGUAUCUCUUCUUCGGCGCGUUCCCGCUCGUCUUCACCAACAUCCACGGUUUCAACCUAUGGCAAGUUGGCCUGACUUUCAUGGGCAUCCUUGUUGGCAUGUUCCUUGCCGCCGCGACUGACCCCCUGUGGCACCACAUCCGCGGUCAGCUCAUGGCCAACCUGGAGAAGGAGACGGGCGUCGAGGGCGCCAGCGAGCCGGAAUUCCGACUUCCCCCAGUCAUCUGCGGCGCCUUCUUGUGCCCGAUUGGCAUCUUUUGGUUUGGAUGGAGCCUUCAUGUGCAUUGGAUAAUGCCCGUCAUUGGAUCUGCCAUCUUUGGAGCAGGCAUCGCAAGCAUGGCCCAAAGUUGGAGAAAGGCCCGUGGUUCCGCAGCAUCCACAUCGUGCUGCGGUGACAAGACAUGUCCGUGGUCGCGUCAAGCAGGUUUCUGCAGGUUCAUGUCGAUGCUUAUCCCUUGUACGCCGCCUCGGCCCUCGCAAGUAAUGCCUUUGUUCGAUGCAUGUUUGCUGGUGAGUAACCUGGUGGCACCAAUACUCAUAACCACCCGGCUGGGUGGUGUCAUAUCUCGCUCUGUGCUGACUCGGAUGCCUUCGACAGCUGCUUUCCCAUUGUUUGGAACUCAAAUGUAUAACAAGCUCGGAUAUUCCUGGGCUUCGUCGUUGCUUGCUUUCUUGACGGUAGCCAUGCUGCCGUUCCCAUUCAUCUUCUUCAAGUACGGCAAGAAGAUCAGGGGUCGCAGCCGAUUCGCCACGCGUGCCUAA